Molecule: messenger RNA, 3356 nt
Organism: Rattus norvegicus (Norway rat)
Lineage: Eukaryota; Metazoa; Chordata; Mammalia; Rodentia; Muridae
Gene: Lysmd4
Product: LysM domain containing 4
Exons: 3
Coding region: 409-1341 (310 amino acids)
Cellular component (GO): membrane
Source: RefSeq, marked validated
CAGCCAAUCGGCGGGCGCGGUGGCGGUGGAGCCUGGGAGCGAGGUACCCGAACUUGGAGCGGGGUCUGCUGGGUUGACUUGGGGGGCCAGGGGUCGCUUGUCACCGUGGGCUCGGUGGGGGCUGCCACUCCAGGGCCAGUGCCUGUGUCCACGGAGGGCUGGUGCCGGCUCGCGGGAGUGGCAGGAUGUCUAGUCUUUGGAAAGUUGGGUCCUGGCCUGUUUAGGCCCAGGGGCGGGGACAUCACAAAUUUGUUUUGUCCUCUGCUUAAAGACAGCCCACCUGUCAUUGGAAGGAAACUGAAACCUCUUCUGGCCGUCCGGUGACAGGGGCACAGAAUUUGAGACCAGAGGGAGAUGCGCUGAGGUUGGCUGUUCCCUUAAAGGGCCACUCAGAAGGGACCGCCAGGAAUGCCUGGAGUCCCAUUCCAGCCACUUGGAAAUGAAAAGUUAAGAAAAGAAAUGAGGCAGAAGGAAGUGUUAGCCAAGACCUUCCAAGGCCCAGCUGUUGUCUGUAGGACUCCAAACAGUCAUGUUUACAUGUUCAAGAAUGGCAGCGGGGACUCCGGGGACUCCUCCGAGGAAGAGUCACAUCAGGUGGUGUUACGACCCCGGGGCAAGGAACGCCAGAAGAACAGCAGCCAACCGCCAGGAACGGGCACCAUGGUGCUGCUGCAGCGGGAGCUGGCCCAGGAAGACAGUCUCAAUAAGCUGGCUCUCCAGUAUGGCUGCAAAGUCGCAGAUAUCAAGAAAGCGAACAACUUCAUCAGAGAACAAGACCUGUAUGCUCUGAAAUCGAUCAAGAUUCCAGUGAGAAAUCAUGGGAUCCUCACAGAGACCCACCAAGAACUAAUGCCCCUUGGGGCCUCCUCUUCCGAGACCAGGGUGACCCUGGUAGAACUGCCCGAAGAUGGAGACGCCUCUGGGGCAACUGCUCAGGGCAACCAGUUGACAGAGUUCUUCAAGGGCAUCGAUGAGAACAUUGAGCGGGCUGUGCAAUCUGAUGUCUUUCACAGUGACGGCUGUUGUGUGGAGGCCCCGGAUCAGCCGCUGCUCCCCAUAACCCAGAAGCCAGCAGCUGAUGGUGCGGACUGCGGGAUUCAGUGGUGGAAUGCUGUCUUCCUUAUGCUUCUCAUUGGCAUUGUGCUGCCAGUGUUCUAUCUUGUCUACUUCAAAAUACAAGCCACCGGGGAAACCUCAGAUAGUUUGAACACAACUGUUGUUCCCAACGGCUCGAUGACACUGAGCCCAGUUCCAGGGCAAGCCCCCAGGUUGGCAGUUGCAGUGCCUACCCUCCCCGCUUCAGACAACCAGGUCAGCCCAACCACUGAAGCAGGGGCCUAGGUUCAUUCUCUUCCUAGAGUUGUCAGGCUUUGACAAUUGGCCCUUGAUGUGUGUAACUGUCACCAUCUGAUUGCAGACGGCAUUGCAUCUUGCUUCCUGAGAUAUGUGGACACCGUGGCAAUCUGGAUUGUAUAGGCUUGGCCUAAUCCCAGGAUGCAGGAGCCCAGACAUCCACCACCCCAGCAAGAGAGACAUUGACAUGGAACUCGUGGCCAUUUCUUGAAGAUAUGUAGGGACCUGCGGUGAGCGCCUGUACAGCCAUUCUGUGCAUGCUCCUAAGGAGAAGGUGACGGGAUCUGCGGUGUUACUGCCCCCCGGUGUUGGAUGGGGUCAAAUGACUGUCACAGUGUCCCUGCCUGCUAAGGGGAAAGGUGGGCUCAGAGACAUGCCCUGUGUCUAGAUCAAGGUGCUAUGUAGUAUGUCACUGAGUCUGUCACAGUUGACAGCCUGACAGGUUUGCCUCACUUGGCCCCACUGAGGCAGUGCUGCUUCAGAAGUGAGGUAGCCCCAAAUCCAAACUGCCAUCCUUGGAUUUAAGCUACACCUCCCAGAGGCAGGCCAGGCAGCUCUCUGGGGCAGCUCCCCGGAUUCCCCCGGUUGGUAUCUGGGUUGCAGCUGUUACUAGCAAGUGGUUUGAAGGGAUUGCAUCCACCAUUAAGGUUCCAACACAUGGACCUCGGAAGCAAACUGGUUGCCAGCCCAGUGUUGUCAAGAACUGUGGGCCUCACCCCAACCCCUACCAUGAGUGCCCCUUCCUGCUGCCUCCUUGAUUCAUCCAUUCUUUGGGUCCUUAGAGCAAACUUGCAGGUGCUGCAUCUCAGUGUUAAAACCAGCACAGUGUCAGUCAGCUUUCUGUUACUGUAACAAAAUCUCCAUUGAUAAAGGUUUAUCUUGGCUCCUGGUACCAAUCCAUGGCCUGAUUUGGGGAGUGGGGGUGGGGGUGGGGGCUACAGUAAGAACAUCAUGGAGGAGAGUGUGUGAUAGAACAGAUUGCUCAUAUGACAGGUAAGAGAGAAGGGGAGACAAGGAGCUUGGGCGCAGGUAUCACCUUCAAAGUUCUGCCUGCAGUGAGCUAACUUCCUCCCACUAGGCCCCAUUUCUUAAAGGACUUCCCGACACAUUCCUUCCCAACACUGAGAUGAGGUCCAAGUCUUUAAGACAUUUGCCUUUGGGGGACAUAUCCAAACCCCUUCAAGGUAACCCUGACAGUGAAAAGCUGUAGAGAGGUAGAGGGCGACACCAGAUGCUGGAGGGUGCAGGAGGCUCAGGCUUUCCCUGAGGCAAUUAGCCAGCCAAGCCCUGUAGGGUGUAGGGGGAAGGGAGAAGCCAGCUUGCCUUGUCACAGCAGGAACAGGCAGAGCUUGCUGGAGCUGAGCCUCGGGCAGUCAGGUUAGCUUCUGUGACGGUUUGCAACUUGAUACAUAGGCCUAGAAAUCUGACCAGAGGAGAAGGAUAGUACAUGGGCCUCCUGUCUAAACUAUCCACCCAGGGUGCAAAUACCAAAUUUAAAUCGCCUUCAGAAUUAGUAUUUUUAGGCCAAAAAUGAACCCAUAAAUCUUGGUACAGUAAACAUCUUGAUAAUGUGAUUCCUAUCUAGAUGCUCAAGGCCAUUGUGGCAGUGAAAUUUCUCUUGAAUGUUGUCAUUAACUCCAUCAGGCAGGGCUCAGAGUCCGAUGGGAAAUAAUUUUUUGGCAGAGAAUGUCUAUAUUUUUUUCUGUAUUCUGUCUCAAGUUUGGGGACAAGCAUACAGCCCUGUGUGGAAUCCUAAGUAGAAUGUGACAAGGGAUCUGCAGUGACAGGGCUCCUGGGGUUGGAUGGGGUCAAAUGACUGUCAUAGUGUCCCUGCCUGCUGAGGGCAGGGGUGGGCUUGGCUCAGAGAUGUGUGUUCCGUGUCUAGGCAGACCACGGUGCUACACAAUGGUAUCAGUAUGUCACUGAGUUUUAGACAUGUUACAGUUUUAACUUGUAUUUCUGUAUUUUUCUCAAGUGGAAUAAAAUUUCUUCUGUGAAGGAAA